UUGGCUUGGGCCCUGGUUGUCGCGCUGCGUUGAUCCCGUUGGGUGCUGCGUGUCUGGCAAAGUUAAAAGCUUUGACUUGUCAUUAUUGCUUUGACGAGGUCAUCAAGCUUCGCUUUGAGAUGGACCGCAUAUCAGCCGAGGACAUUGUAGCCGAUAUGAUGCGUGAUUUGUCGUUGCUAUACCAGCUAACGUCGAACCGUGAAGACUGGAGCGAUGUUGUCGUCAUGAGGGGCGCACGGGAAGUUCUGAGGGGAGUCAGAUACCCGGAGCAUGCCACCCGGCGGUCUCUGUACGCAUCGUGGCUGAAGGCCCUUGCCUCCACCAGAUGGCAGGAGUCGUUCGACCACCUCAUGCUGGAGUGCGUGGCCGCCACACCAUCGCCGACUGACCCCUCGAAGCCGCUGUUAGCCAGCAUCUACGGAGACCGGGACGUGAUGGACCUGUGGUUUCCGGGUUUACAACUGCCCGUGCUGAACCUCGCCAAGAUUCCCACGCUUUUUGCACGCAAGCCUGAGGACGUCGAGCCGCUCCCUUCGUCUCCCGGUUUCGUCGACUUCCUCGCCGAACUGAUAAGGAAGAGUCGCAGCUCUCUGGCGGCCCUGAACGAGGCCGGCCUGAUCAUCAGCUUCUACAGCCUGGCGCUGGCCGUUGUCGCUGCCAAGCCCGUGAGAGAAGUGCAGGACUUCUUCCGCACUCGGAUGAAGAGGGCGAUGGCCGCGGCUGUGCCCACGUCGUUCGACGGAGACGUGUUCUGUCCCAGCGCCAGGUUCCUGACCGAACUCGCCUUCAAGACGUACUCUGAAGAUGGCGAGGUGAAGCCUUACAUCGUGCUCCUGGUGCUGGCGCAGUAUGCACACCACAUCAACGCAGCCGAAGCAUCGCCCAGCGCCAACGUGAGGUUCCUGGAGGAAGGUUUCCUGACGCCAGCCAAGUUCGGUCACCUGUACAUAAUACAGCUCCUAUACAUCGUGCAAGAGAAGACUGCUCUGAGCGUCAAGGUUCUCAACCGCAUCCUGCGGGAUAGCCACUCUCAGGAGGUAGAGCGUUCUAGUGAGCGCGUUCGCCAGUUCCUGGCGAACGCUGACGAGCCGAUGCAGCGAACGAAGCCGUGGUGUCGCACAGCCAACUAUUGUUUCUUCCUGCACCUCGACUUGUGCGAUCACGUGGACUACGCCAUGAGGCUGACGGCGUUCCUGGCUCCCGACCCCAACGACCUGUUGUGGCAGAGAGCGGAGUUUGCCGAUGUGUCAGCGGCGCGCAUGAAGGAUGCUCGGCUCUGGGCGCGCAACUUCAAACGAGCCUUACGAAAAGGAAAGUACGGUACAGCCGCCUGGCUAGACCACUAACGAGCUGGCACGGCUUGAGAAACGCACCGCGAACGCUGUGCGGUCUUUCAGGCAAUCUAUGUAUGCACGUCAGAAGACUCCCAAGUUGAGCAGCAAGGACAUGCUGCAACAUUCACUUUUACCCCGAGCUCAAUACAGCCGCUACUGCGAGUCUGGCGAUCAAACCCAUUGCCAAAUGCAGCAUCAAAACAUGCUGGAAUGUUCAGCGAUGCUUCACCUUGUCUCAUGUGCCUUCAUGUAACCCAUUUGUAUUCUAUGUUGCGUCGAAAUUCCACAACGAGCCCACAUCUGGAGCACACUGUGGGGCCUUUCACCUUAACUGUUCGUUAGGAUCGUUCAGCCGUUGAAAAACAUUUUCUUGCUAUGACAUACCAGUGCUAAAUUCAUCAUCCAAGAAUACGCCGUAAUAUAUUGUUUCGAAGUCUUUUCUUGCCUCUAGUUUUCAUGAAGCCCUUUUCGGGACUUUCUACAGCGUUAUCACUCCUGUGCCAACUCCAGCAAAGAGGUAAUGCUAGAAUGUUGGAUCUUUAUACCUUUCAUUUCAUUGAAAAAUACAGUUACGGCGUUUUGUCAAGUUUUUUGCAGUGAUUAAACGAAUUCUUUCUUUC
Messenger RNA from Dermacentor albipictus, 1954 nucleotides. The record is from RefSeq and is a predicted model, not a curated record. Lineage: Eukaryota; Metazoa; Arthropoda; Arachnida; Ixodida; Ixodidae.